Messenger RNA from Cariama cristata (Red-legged seriema), 1393 nucleotides. Its product is annotated as lamin-B2. The annotation marks the transcript as partial. Lineage: Eukaryota; Metazoa; Chordata; Aves; Cariamiformes; Cariamidae. The record is from RefSeq and is a predicted model, not a curated record. The transcript is spliced from 7 exons.
CUGGAGAAUGCCAAACUGUCGUCUGACCAAAAUGACAAAGCUGCUGGUGCAGCUCGAGAAGAGUUGAAGGAGGCUCGCAUGAGAAUAGAAGCUCUCAGCUACCAGCUUUCUGCCCUUCAGAAGCAGGCUAGUGCAGCAGAAGAUCGCAUUCGUGAAUUGGAGGAAAUGAUGGCUGGUGAGCGGGAAAAGUUUAGGAAGAUGCUAGAUGCAAAGGAGAGGGAAAUGACAGAAAUGAGGGACCAGAUGCAGCAGCAGCUUACAGAGUACCAGGAGCUGCUUGAUGUUAAAUUGGCACUGGACAUGGAGAUCAGUGCCUACCGAAAACUCCUGGAAGGAGAGGAGGAAAGGUUGAAGCUCUCUCCAAGUCCCUCGUCCCGUGUUACAGUCUCUCGGGCUACCUCCAGCAGCAGCAGUAGCAGUACUUCACUUGUUCGCUCUUCUCGAGGCAAGAGAAAACGCAUUGAAGCAGAAGAACUUUCAGGCAGUGGAACAAGUGGCAUUGGCACUGGAAGUAUUAGCGGCAGCAGUAGUAGCAGUAGCUUCCAGAUGUCCCAGCAAGCUUCAGCUACAGGAAGUAUCAGCAUAGAAGAGAUAGACCUGGAGGGCAAAUAUGUUCAACUGAAGAACAAUUCGGAGAAGGAUCAGUCUUUGGGUAACUGGAGACUGAAAAGACAAAUUGGAGAUGGAGAAGAAAUUGCUUACAAAUUUACUCCUAAGUAUGUCCUCAGAGCUGGGCAGACUGUAACAAUUUGGGGUGCAGAUGCAGGUGUAUCUCAUAGCCCCCCUUCUGUUCUCGUGUGGAAGAAUCAAGGCAGCUGGGGCACUGGAGGAAAUAUCCGUACAUACCUCGUAAACUCUGAAGGAGAGGAAGUUGCAGUGAGAAGUGUUACUAAAUCAGUAGUCCUGCAAGAGAAUGAAGAGGAAGAGGAUGAAGCAGAGUUUGGAGAGGAAGACCUUUUCAACCAACAGGGGGAUCCCAGAACAACCUCUAGAGGAUGCUCAGUGAUGUGAAGAAAGAAAAAAGAAACUAUUAUUUGCUUUUUUUUUUCAUUUAUUUCCUUUUAUUUUUGCUAUGUUUUUCCCUCCAGAGCCACUGAAAACUAUUUUUAUAUACAUCAUCUGAUUUCUUUGAAGUUUACUCCUUGGUACAUUUUUAUAAAAAAAAAAAAAAAACCUUUACUGAACAAAACUGCCAGAAUUUUUAAUAGAUUUCUUUAUUUUUCCCUCUUUGUUGAAACACUAUAUUGGAAUACAGUAUUUUUCCCCGUAUAGAGUUUAAAGUCUUAUGUACAAACCUGCAGCAGAAAAGAAGCUUUUAGCUAAAAUGAGAUGAGACUCCUUGAGUGCAUGGUAAAUCUAUGAUGGCAUGUAUAACCAGGGUAACACACACACA